Molecule: messenger RNA, 502 nt
Organism: Raphanus sativus (radish)
Lineage: Eukaryota; Viridiplantae; Streptophyta; Magnoliopsida; Brassicales; Brassicaceae
Exons: 2
Coding region: 112-303 (63 amino acids)
Source: RefSeq, a predicted model, not a curated record
UACUAUUUUCUUCCUGGUCCAGAAAAUAAAAAGGCCCAAGACAAGAAGAAGACGCAGAGUUGGUGGUGGUCGAGAUCCGGCGCCGACGGGUCUCCUCCUCCUCCUCCAGUAAUGAUGAUGAUGAAGAUUCCGAGCGGUGUUGUCGCUUCAGUCAUUGCCUUCUCCACCGCUGCUCUCUCUUCUUCCUCCUCCGCUAUUCCUCCCGUCUCCCCAAAGGGCUGGGAAUCGAGGAAGACGGAGAAACUGGAGCCGAGGUUUGAUGGGCUGAGGUUUAUAGAGACACUGGUCACAGCACACAGAUAGAGAUUCAUUUUAUGACUUUGGCCUUGGGUGAUGCAAAAGCUUUGACACAAAGCGUGAGUGCUCUCACUUCGGGUCUUCUUCUCUUUUGUCUUGUUGUCUUCUAUUUACCAAAACAGUCUUACUUUUUACAGUUUUCAUUUGUGUACUGAGACUUGUAUCAUUAUUAUUGGUUGCCUACUUUGCUUCAAGGGUUACGCUA